AUGGCUGGCUAUAGAAUCUUCCUGGCUGUAUUUCUAACAUUCCUCGCUUUUGCUCGAGGAAACAUAGAUAAAACAAUAUUUCCUUAUGGAAAAACCAUUUCUUUUUAUUACCAUAGUGAAAUAAAAGCUGAGUUCACAGAAGUAGACACUUCUGCAUUCUACUAUUUCAUCAAUGGAAAAUUUCACAUCACUCACGAUACUGACAAUAAAAAUUUUGAUAGGGCAUUUAUAGUUACCCUUCAAAAUGCAUCUAUUAUGUUGAAGAAUAGAAAUAAAUCUUCGGAAGAAACUUCAUUCCCUACGGGUCCUUCUAAUGCGUUAAAAAUACUUCAAGGCCCAUUUGGUUUAAUUUUUGCAGAAUCGGGAAACCUUGACUCCGUUACAAUUCCUGAAGACGAACCAGUAUGGUCCAAAAAUAUUAAAUUUGGAUGGGCUUCAUUAUUUCAACUAAACUUCGAGAAGAUAGAUUUCAGUUGGCCAGUUAAAGUUCAGAGCUUUGUCACUUCAGAGAACACAAUUCACGGGCAAUGUAAAACAAGUUAUGAUGUCCAUCCAGAAUAUUCAACUUCUAAUUCAAAAAGAAUUUCAGUGAUGAAAUUCAUGUCACCGAAAGAAUGCAGCAAAAAUAAGCUUUCUAGUUUCAAUUUUAUUGAAGUAAUCCUUUGUGCUUUACCGGAAGAGGAAAAUUCGGACGCAGCCAGUUCAAAAGUUUAUAAAUUUGAAAUAAAAGAUAAUAAUCUUGUGCUUCAAAAGCUUCGCACUCAUGGAGAAACUAGUUUCUUCCCUUUCUACCACAAUUCUAAGGCUUCUCAAGUUACAUACAGCGCUACAUUAACUCUGGAGAGCAUUAAACCAUCAUCGGAAUAUGCGGGUCCAACUAUUAAUUUUGACAGUAUACCAUCAAUUCGUGAUUGGAGCUAUCAACAUACGAACAGCUUGUAUGCAGAAAAUGCAGCUUCUGAUUUUACAGAAGGACGUCACAUUGUUGAUCAAAAUUAUCUUCUGAAAAAGAUAAAGGAAAUGUUGAUCGAUGCUGCAAAUUAUUUUGCAGAGAAUCAUAUCAAAACUGAAGAACCCGACUGGCAGCGAAGCAAGGUCAUCAACAAUAUUCGUGAAGCUUUAACUUAUCUUGAAGUUUCGUCAUUUCAUAUAAUAUUCUCCAAAAUUCAAAGCGAUACAACUCCGGCUAAAACAGUCAUCAAGAGGUUUUUCAUAGGUAUUGUAUCUCAAGUUGGGACCAAUGCAGCAAACCUGUUUGUAUUUGAUAUCAUAAAGAAUAAAAAUAUCACUGAUCUCGAGGCAAUAGAAAUCUUGGCAAUACUUCCUUUCCAUGUAAGAGCACCUAGUGAGAAUCUUUUAACUCAUUGGGAAGCAUUUACUAAUUCCGCCAAAGUUUUUUCACUGAAAAUCUAUGGAGCAGCUAUUCUUGCCACUGGUACUAUGAUUUAUAGAACAUUUCCAUUCGGAGGUCAUCCAAAAGUUCAAAAUCAUCUGGAUCAUUGUUAUCAACAAAUUCUUCGAUUAUAG
Molecule: messenger RNA, 1527 nt
Organism: Cotesia glomerata
Lineage: Eukaryota; Metazoa; Arthropoda; Insecta; Hymenoptera; Braconidae
Exons: 9
Coding region: 1-1527 (508 amino acids)
Biological process (GO): lipid transport
Molecular function (GO): lipid carrier activity
Source: RefSeq, a predicted model, not a curated record